Messenger RNA from Eruca vesicaria subsp. sativa (arugula), 701 nucleotides. The record is from the annotation of a GenBank genome assembly. NCBI's taxonomy places the organism in Eukaryota, Viridiplantae, Streptophyta, Magnoliopsida, Brassicales, Brassicaceae.
AUCUUCUAAUAGGGUUAUUCUUUUGCCACGUCUUGAUAUUCAUUGUCUUGGCUUCAAAUUUUCAUUUCUCUCUUGCUCCUUCAGAAUUAGGGUUUGUAAAAAAUUGGGGAUAUACCUCUUGUUCUGUUGUUAUUUUCCUUAUGGGUUUUUAGCAGAGAGGUGAAAGAUCUGAUUUUUUUUUUUUUUGGUUAGUAAAAACGAUGCAUCCUCCACUUACACCACAUAGACAUCCUAUGUGUCUGGAGAUAAUUGAGGAGUUCCAAAAGUGUCAUUUAGAGCAUCCCAUUGGAAAAUUCUUGGGAGAUUGUACAGAGCUGAAAGUAAAGCUUGAUCGAUGUUUUCGCCAAGAGAAAGCUGUGAAGCGGAAGGUAAAUUUCGAACGAAGCAAGAAACUUCAAGAACGGCUGAAAACUUUAAGGAAAGAAGAAGAAACUGCUGAGACUUGAGAUUUGUUGGAUACUGAUCUUGAUGAAGAACAUAUUAUUGUUUAUUUUGAAAAGAAUACGUACGUUCCCAAUGAAUCCAGGAGGAAGAGUUUGAGCACACUUUUUGUGUUCUCGUAAAUGAGCGCAAAAACAUGUGUUUAUUAUACAUCUAUUGAUUAGGGUUUUAAAACGAGGUGGUUAUUGGAGUUAAUAAGGCUAAUUAGCUUGGAUUGUAAGGCUACUGUACUCUAUAAAAUGCAGUAAAUAAGAUUUCUU